AUGAGCAAUCCGCCAUCAACUUUUCUUCGAAACUAUGGUCAACCUGACCAGGAAGCUCCUCCAAUUGUAGACUAUACGCCUCCAGAUGAAGUCUACGCCGAAAUCAUAAAAGUUCAGAAUCGCCUCAAAAAUUUGGAAAAAAUCAUAGAUCAAAACCAAGAAAAAUCCAAAAAACUUGGUACAGAGUGCGUAAACAUCAUGGGUGCCGCCGAAAUAAUAACGUUUGACCUCUUUUUACUCGAUUAUAUUUUCAAUUAUGGCAUCAAUGCUAAUCCUUUUGUCACAUUUGUCGAACAGUGCGAUUCCGCUGCCACUAAAACCGAAGUUGAACAACUCGGUGGCCAUAUAAAAUACGUCUACAGAUCAAUGGAAACAGCUGUUAGCAAUAUAAUGAAAAACGAGAUAGAAAGAAUUGAGCCAAGGUCUGUCAGACCUCUUUCUCAAUACGUUAAACUGAAAGAAUUCAUGAUUGGCGAUGAAAUUCAAGGAAAACCAGUUACGACGAGAUUACCAACAAAUGUACCUCAAACACCAACACCUGCAAUCAACAUUCCUCCUGAAUUCGAUGAAAGAAUCAGAAAAGAACUCGAAGCUGCAGAAUUAUCUCAAGAAAUUUUACACUUACGAGGUGUUGUUGGCGCUCUUUCCCAUAAAUUGGCGGACAUUGAUAACAUCCGUGCACAAAUAAAGGCUCUAAAACCAAAGGUUUCUGAUACAAAAACGUUUUCAAUUCAAGAUUGCCCUCCAGAGUCAAUUCUCAACUCUCCUUUCUACAAAGUUGUUGAGCAGAAGUACCAUUUCCUCAACAUGAUUGCAGAAAGCCUUAGAAAACAGACUGCUUUGAUUAAAAGUGUCAAUGAAGAGCUCGAGAACAGCCAAAACAUCUUCCAAAAGAUCAAAGUCACCAGUAUUAAGAUGUACGAUAACUUCAGCUAUUCAAAAGAAAAAUUUGUGAAAAGAAUCGACAAAUUACAGAACGAAAUACUCAAUCUCGAGCAGAAAUACACUCCUUACAUUGAAGCAAUCUUCCCCAAGAAUGUUUCAGCCAGAUUCCAAUCGAUGGAAGAAGAUAAUUCAAAAGAAUGGGAUGAAAUCGCCGAAUUACUCGACCAAAAGCUAAGUGCAACGACGGAGGGCACAUCAGAGAACAUAGAUCUCUCAAGUGCUGCCGUCAUGCUCCCUCAACUUCGCGACAUGCGAGAUGAAAUUUUCCAAAACUGCGUAAAGGCCACAGAGAAAGCCCGUACGUGGUUCUAUUCACAACAAGCCAAUUUCAGCGCUAUUGCAGAUAGUACGAAAGCAACAGUUCAAAUCGAAGAACUUCAAAAUGAAUAUCGCGAAUUACAGAAACUCCAACAGAUUUACUUACAUUUCGGCGAUUCAUACCGUUCCUUAUCCAUCGAAAAGAUAUGCCAGAACAUCAUACAAGCCAACCAGCAGCUAAUAAUUCUCGCGACAAGCUCAUUAGACAUUCCGGCCGAUACUAUACAGAUUCCGCCUGCGGAAGACGUGGAAGCUGAGUACGCUCAGCUCUGCGCCGAAGAGGCAGCCCUGGACGAGGAAAUCGCGAAAAUCGAUAGCCAAGUCAGGGAAGCGGAAGAGAGGAGGUUCGUCAUUGCCAAAGAGAGAGACAUGUUCAAGGACAUGUUCACUGCGAGAAUGGAUAGAUUCGACGAAAGAGAAUACGAGAAUGCAAAGAAAAUACUCGAUUGUCCAGUUUGCAAAGAAGCGAAAAGGAACGUUUACUUGUCGCCGUGCAUGCACGCGGUCUGUAGCGACUGCUUGCAGAAAUCUGGCGAAGUAUGUCCUGUUUGCGGUCACCAGGUCAAAGAAACUCAUCCACUUUACUUCCAGAUUUGA
Messenger RNA from Trichomonas vaginalis G3, 1860 nucleotides. RefSeq names its product histone monoubiquitination. Bases 1 to 1860 code for a protein of 619 amino acids. NCBI's taxonomy places the organism in Eukaryota, Parabasalia, Trichomonadida, Trichomonadidae. Gene Ontology annotation, molecular function: ubiquitin protein ligase activity. The record is from RefSeq and is a predicted model, not a curated record. The transcript has a single exon. Gene Ontology annotation, cellular component: HULC complex; nucleus.